This is a messenger RNA of Megalops cyprinoides (Indo-Pacific tarpon), 1270 nucleotides long. It is a transcript of the gene esd, whose product is annotated as esterase D/formylglutathione hydrolase. Gene Ontology annotation, molecular function: S-formylglutathione hydrolase activity. NCBI's taxonomy places the organism in Eukaryota, Metazoa, Chordata, Actinopteri, Elopiformes, Megalopidae. The coding region runs from base 99 to 947 and encodes 282 amino acids. The transcript has 9 exons. Gene Ontology annotation, biological process: formaldehyde catabolic process. The record is from RefSeq and is a predicted model, not a curated record. Gene Ontology annotation, cellular component: cytosol.
CCGAACUCCGAGCGUGCGGUGGAGGAGGACAGCUGCAAAGAAAAUAGCUACUUUUUAGCUGAUAGCUACAUACUUGAAGAGAGUUAAAGACAGUCGCUAUGGCUCUGACUCAGGUUUCUUCCAAUAAAUGUUGCGGGGGGUUCCAGAAGGUGUUCGAGCACGACAGCUCCGAAUUGAAAUGCAGAAUGAAGUUUGCCAUCUAUCUCCCGCCAAAAGCGGAAAGUGCAAAGUGUCCGGUGUUUUAUUGGCUGUCUGGACUGACCUGUACAGAGCAGAACUUUAUCACCAAAGCAGGCAGUCAGCAGGCCGCCUCCGACCAUGGCCUGAUCAUCGUUGCCCCUGACACCAGCCCACGUGGCUGCAACAUUGAAGGGGAGGAGGAGAGCUGGGACUUUGGUACAGGGGCUGGUUUCUAUGUGAAUGCCACCGAGGACCCCUGGAAAACCAACUACCGCAUGUACUCCUAUGUCACAGAGGAGCUCCCUCGCCUGAUCAACGCCCACUUCCCUGCUGACCCAGAGAAGAUGUCCGUCUCAGGCCACUCAAUGGGCGGUCAUGGGGCGCUGAUCUGCGCCCUGAAGAACCCUGGGAAAUACAAGUCAGUCUCUGCGUUUGCUCCCAUCUGUAACCCAAUACAGUGCGCCUGGGGCCAGAAGGCCUUCGGCGGCUACCUGGGGUCCGACAAGUCCACGUGGGAGGCCUACGACGCCACCGUGCUGGCCAGCUCGUACUCUGGCCCCCAGCUGGACAUCCUGAUUGACCAGGGCAGGGAUGACCAAUUCCUGUCAGCCGGUCAGCUGCUUCCGGACAACCUGAUCACCGCCUGCACUGAGAAGAAGAUCCCUGUGGUGUUCCGGCUGCAGCAGGGCUAUGAUCACAGUUACUUCUUUGUCUUCUCCUUCAUCAACGACCACAUCAAGCACCACGCCAAGUACCUGAAUGCAUGAGGUCACACCCAGCUGUGUGCAGGAGGGGCAGCCAAAGUGCCCUCACCACACAGCCAGUGGUCUUCCACGACUGUGACAUUACCAGCUCUGGGGAGGAGGAGUCAUUUGUGACAGGCAGGUGGGGGGGGGGGGGGCUUCGCAAAGCACUGAACCCAGCUGUAGCCAUUGUAAUCCAGCUGCGUGAUUAACAAAAAGCGGAGGCCAAUCAAAGUGUAUUUUUAUAAAACAGAGAGACCUGAUUGGAUGAAAUCAUCCCAAUAAUGAAGCUCAACCUGCCCAUUGCUAGGGUGCUGUGUUCAUGUCCCUAAAUAAAGAGCUAAAUA